Messenger RNA from Nothoprocta perdicaria, 2663 nucleotides. RefSeq names its product solute carrier family 38 member 7 (gene SLC38A7). Bases 179 to 1555 code for a protein of 458 amino acids. The record is from RefSeq and is a predicted model, not a curated record. Gene Ontology annotation, biological process: amino acid transmembrane transport. The transcript has 10 exons. Gene Ontology annotation, molecular function: L-glutamine transmembrane transporter activity; L-histidine transmembrane transporter activity; L-leucine transmembrane transporter activity. Lineage: Eukaryota; Metazoa; Chordata; Aves; Tinamiformes; Tinamidae.
GUGACGGGGUCYUCUGCAUUUCGGCACAGCUGCGAUCCCAGCCCGGCUGCUUGAUGGAGCCAGCGCUGCCGGGAACCCUCCUCACAGCAGCGUGCUGAGCCGGCCAGGGGAGGCGCGUGGGCUGCCGAGGGUGGCGUGCACUGCAGUGACACGGGAGGAUCCUGCCCUCCGACGGMAGAUGGCUCAGGGCACCGGGAGCAUCAACAGUGACUACAGGGACUGGGAGUGGAGCGCUGAUGCUGGGGAACGGGCCAGGCUCCUGCAGAGCCCCAGUGUGGAGACGGUCCCCAAGAGCGGGGAGAGCCUGGGGGCCACCUCGGCCCUGGGAGCCGUCUUCAUUGUGGUGAACGCUGCCCUUGGGGCUGGCCUGCUCAACUUCCCUGCCGCCUUCAACAUGGCCGGCGGCGUGGCCGCGGGCAUUGCGCUGCAGAUGUGCAUGCUGGUCUUCAUCAUCGGAGGCCUGGUUAUCCUGGCGUACUGCUCGCAGGCCAGCAACGAGCGCACCUACCAGGAGGUGGUGUGGGCCGUGUGCGGGAAGGUGCCUGGCGUGCUCUGCGAGGUGGCUAUUGCCGUCUACACCUUUGGCACCUGCAUCGCCUUCCUCAUCAUCAUUGGAGACCAGGAGGACAAGAUCAUCGCCGCGCUGGUGACGGAGCCCGAGGGAGCGGGGAGCUGCCCGUGGUACACAGACCGCAAGUUCACCAUCAGCAUCACCGCCUUCCUCCUCAUCCUGCCCCUCUCCAUCCCCAAGGAGAUUGGCUUUCAGAAGUACGCCAGCUCUCUGAGCGUCAUCGGCACCUGGUACGUCACCGCGGUCAUUAUCAUCAAGUACAUCUGGCCUGACAAGGAGCUCGUGCCUGUGGAGAUCCCUACCAGCCCCUCCACGUGGAUGGCCGUGUUCAACGCCAUGCCCACCAUCUGCUUCGGAUUCCAGUGCCACGUGAGCAGCGUGCCCGUCUUCAACAGCAUGAAGCAGCCAGAGGUGAAGACCUGGGGGGCGGUGGUGACGGCGGCCAUGGUGAUCGCGCUUUUUGUCUACAUGGGCACUGGUGUCUGCGGGUUCCUGACUUUUGGCACGAGCGUGGACCAAGACGUGCUGCUCUCCUACCCCUCCAACGACAUCCCCGUGGCUCUUGCUCGGGCCUUCAUCAUCCUGUGUGUGCUGACAUCCUACCCCAUCCUGCACUUCUGUGGCCGGGCUGUCCUGGAAGGUCUCUGGCUCCGCUACACUGGUGUGACGGUGGAGGAGGAUGUGGUGCGGGAGCGGCGGCGGCGCCUGCUCCAAACUGUCACUUGGUUCCUCCUGACUCUCCUUCUGGCUCUGUUCAUCCCUGACAUCGGCAAGGUCAUCUCUGUCAUCGGUGGCUUGGCCGCCUGCUUCAUCUUUGUCUUCCCAGGGCUUUGCCUGAUUCAAGCCAAACUCUCCGAGAUCCAGGAAACCCGAGCGGUCAGCUGGUGGGCUCUGGUCAGCUAUGGGGUGUUCAUGGUCACCCUCGGAGCCUUCAUCUUUGGACAGACCACUGCCAACGCCGUCUUUGUGGAUCUCACAGCCUGACUCCUUCUCCAGGCUGCUCCAUGCUGCUGCUGAGGGGAAGUAGAUUUCCCAUUGGACUGGAGGGGUGGGAGGAGAGAGAAAAAAAAAAAAAAAAGGGGUAUAUAGGGAACAUGUAAGUGGAAUGUUUUAAUUUGGGGCUUCUCUUAAAAGCCCUGCUGGGACUUGCAUCUCACUGUCUGACCACGCCGGUGUUGUCCUCCAGCUCAUUGCUGCAGUGCCCCUGCCCCUGGGCCGCACUUGCUGCUGCCGGGGUGGGAAUUCUGCCCCGAGGCUGACGCUGCCGGGCGCCGCGUGGGGAGCGACCCCCGGGGCGACGUUUGCGCUGCCAACCACAUGGCUGGUGUUUAUGCUGCCAGGCAGAGGUUAAAGGCGCCCUUGGGGAUGAGGCCGCCUGUGCCGAUGCUUUCAUGCGGCUCCCGGGCCGCUGGCACUCCGAGGUGCUGCUCCCACUCGGGAUUCUUCCCCCUUAGCCUUUUCAGGCAGUUUUCCUUCUGUUCCGGAGCGCUUGCUCUGCGCUGGGCAGUUCCCCCAGCUGCACAUCCAGCGGGGGCAGCGAAACCUCCACAGAAAAGCGCCCCKUGCAGCUUCCUCGGUGGUGGCCGGCUUCUAAAGCCCCAGGGCAGGGACGAGGUUCUGCGAACAGUCGCUGCAGCCUUGCCAGGCCUGGCUUGUGGCGGUGCCCCCGGCAGAGGCGGCCCCGGGCCUGGCCUGGCGCGGUGGGACAGUGCCCGGGGAGGUGCCCGUGUGUCCCCUGCCGGGUUCCUGCUCCCCGGAUCCCUGCCCCCGGUGCCUGCCUGGGAGCCACGAAGGGGGCCGAGUUUCGCGGGCUCUCUCGAGACCAAGCCGGGCUCGAGGCCGUGCUGUCCGUGAGCAACACGGCUUCCUUUUGCCGGGCAGGAGCAGCAGGCGUUUGAAGCAGGGGUUUCAAGCAAAGCUGUGUCCAUCACAGGGGCCCCGUGUCUUUGCCUGCUGUACGUAGACACGGCGGGAGCCACAGAGGUGCUCGCUGCCCUGGCAGGGGUAAUAGGGCGAUGUGGCUGCUUCUCUGCUGGCCUUACCGCUCCUGGSACUGUUUACAAAACGUCGGACUUUUUAUGUAUUUUCUACG